CCUUGAAAACCCUUGAAAACCCUUGCAAACCCUUGAAAACCCUUGAAAACCCUUGCAAACCCUUGAAAACCCUUGAAAACCCUUGCAAACCCUUGAAAACCCUUGAAAACCCUUGCAAACCCUUGAAAACCCUUGAAAACUCAGAAAAAAAAGAAAAAGUGCUUACAAAUAUACAUGAAAUUUCUGUGAAUACUUUACCUGCAUAUUGUGAUUUUCCACAGCAAUCAGUGCAGAAAGGUUCUCUUGGUCAAGCAGUUGGCAGCAGUUUUCCACGGUCUUCCGGUAAAGCCCUUUACAGUGAAGUUGUAAAACGCCCUUCCAAGGUAUGUGAAUCAGUCAAGACUGAGGUAAGGACAUGUGAUUUUCAAGUAGACUCAGGCAAGCUCGGUCGACCCCAGAUGAGGUACCCAAUGAAAAGCAAAUCAAAACCCAUGCAAUCUGAACAAAACAUUCCUGCAAUUUGCCAUGAAAGUGCUUUGGGUGUUUGUUCUGAUUUUCCCCAGAAAUCCAUGCUAAGAGGAUCUUUUGAUCAAGCUGAUGCCCGCUUUGGAGAUUCACGCAACAGGCAGUGUGGAGCAAUCAGUCUGACGGCGGUGUUGAAAAGCAAGCUGAAGAAUGUGCUGACGUGGUCAACACCAGAUCUGGACGGUGUCUUGGUUGCAGGAACACGCCUCUAUGAGUAUCUGAGAAAACGGGGUAACAUAAAAGACCGGGAAGCGAAGGGUAGGAAUUAUAUUGCAGUCCAUGAAUUACCAAGGCGACAUGUGUUGGGUAAUACUACAUUUUCCAUCGAGUACACUCCAUCUCUGACUGGUUUUGUUAAUGUCAAUGAGUACCACGAGUAUGACCAAGCCAUAAGCAGUGUAGCCAUGCCACUUGAUGUAGCCCUUCAGCAAACUCUACUUAGUGCUGAUGCUUUCUUGUUAACCAUUUGUGCCAACACAUCUGCAGUUAUUAAGCAGGGGUCAUGGUAUGCAGUCGUUGACUCUCAUGCCAUCAGGACAGACACAAGUUGUGUAGUUUAUCACAGUACCAUAGAGUCUCUGUACAACUAUAUCAAUGACAUGGCACAGUUGUUUGGGGAACCUGAGCCACCAUUUGAGAUAACUGGAGUUUUGGUUCAUGCAGAUGCAGAAGUGUCUGAUCCGCUGCAAGAAGCAGGCAGCAGCAGUUUACCAUGCUCUUCUGGUAAAGCCCUCUACAGUGACGUCUUAAAACGCACACCAAAGAUCAUUGGCACAUGUGAUAUGUGGAAGUGAGGAGAAACACUUGAAGGUUCGCCGUGCAGUUGUGAAACAUCUGAAGAUGAAUACUCCGCUGUUUGAGAGGUACGUGAGAAGUGAGUAUUCUUCAGCAGAGGAUUAUCUGACACGAUCUAGAAUGUUUUAUUCUGGCUCAUGGGUAACCGAAAUUGACAUAUUUGUUGCGGCCGAUCUUUUCAAAACCACCAUAAUGACUUUUAAUGACAGCCGAUGGAAUGCACACAAACCUACCGGAGAGGUAUCCACUCAGAAUGCAAUUUAUCUGAAACACUGUAACCGUAAUCAUUAUGAAGUUGUGACAUGUGUUAAGCACAGGGAUCGAGAGCGUGUUUGUGCAGGAGCAUGUGGAAAUGUGGUGUCAAAUGAGGUCAGCAAACCAUGUCUGCGCAAAAGAAAGGUAAGCGAUGCUGCAGAAUGUUGUCCAAACAAAAGACAUCGGGAGAGAUAUCGCAACGACAGUGAGUACAGACAAAAAAAGCUGAAGCACGAGAGGUCAAAAUAUGGUAACGACCCCGAUUACAGACAGAACAAAAUUGAGUAUGACAAAACUAAAUAUAGUAGAGAUAAAUAUUACAGGGAUAAAAAAAAAGAAAUGCUUCGUGAUAAAUAUCUAAAAAAUUUUGAUAAUCAUUUAUCAAAGUGUGAACGUUCUAAGGCCAAGUACUCAAGCAAUAUUAAUUUCCAAAAACGUGUUUGCCAGUAUUCUCGAUUGAAAUAUAAAUAUAAUGUCUCUUUUCAGGCAAAUGUAUGCGAAUAUUCAAAGAAAAAAUAUCUGCAAAACCUGGCCUUCAAAGCAAGAGUGUGUGAGUAUUCAAAGAAAAAAUAUCUGCAAAACCUUGCCUUCAAAGCAAGAGUGUGUGAGUAUUCAAAGAAGAAAUAUCUGCAAAACCUUGCCUUCAAAGCAAGAGUGUGUGAGUAUUCAAAGAAGAAAUAUCUGCAAAACCUGGCCUUCAAAGCAAGAGUGUGUGAGUAUUCAAAGAAGAAAUAUCUGCAAAACCUGGCCUUCAAAGCACGAGUGUGUGAGUAUUCAAAGAAAAAAUAUCUGCGAAACCUGGCCUUCAAAGCACGAGUGUGUGAGUAUUCUAAGAAUAGAAACAUUCAGAAUACAGCCUUUAAAAUUAAAAUGGUUAAGUAUUCUAUGAUGAAAUACCAUAAAGAUGGGAAGUUUCGUAUGAGUAAAAUUCAAAAAGGUUGUGAAGCAUAUGUAAGAAAGAAAGAACAACAAGACAUUGAUGUUGCGAUUGAUCAUUUUAGACAACAAAUUAGUAGUGGUCCAGAGUUUGUGUGCUGUGUGUGUCACCGUUUACUUUUCAGAAAGCAGGUUGUUGAAUGUAGAAGACAAUGCUAUGAAGACAAAGGUGUAAAAAUCGCUGCUUUGGGAAGAAGAUGCAUCACAACCAGGUAUGUUCAUGUCUGUGAUCAAAAGUGUGAAGGAUCUUCUGCUCAUUCCUCAGGAUGCAAAUUAUGGAUUUGUCUAACAUGUCAUCGAAAAAUCCUUUGUGGACAACUGCCCGAAGAGAGCGUUGCAAACAACAUGCAUUUGGUGGAUGUUCCAAAUCAACUGAAAUGCCUCAACUCUUUGGAACAACAUCUCAUUGCACGUAACAUUCCUUUUAUGAAAUUACUGUGCCUUCCUCGUGGUAAACAACAUGGAUGCCAUGGCCCUGUAGUGUGCGUCCCAGUUAAUGCCACAGAGGUGUCCAAUAUCCUUCCACGAAAUGAAUGUGAUGACAAGAUGAUAAGGAUCAAACUGAAACGCAAGUUGACCUACAAAGGGCAUUAUGAGUACAAGUAUGUACACACUGAUCGUGUUAGAAAUGCUCUGAAAUAUUUAAUCCGGUUCAAUAAGUGGUUCAGUGAUGUGGAGAUUAAUCGGCAGUGGAUCAACUCUUUGAACGAACCUGAAGAAAAUGUUGUAGAUGAAAUGGAGCAACAAGACGUAGUUGAAAAGAUUGACGAAAAUGACCUUGAUGAACAGCAAGAGGAAGACCUUACCUACAUCAAAGAGCAAAGUGGUCUUUUGUCAGAUACAUCAUUGCAACCUGUGGACAUCGGUUCAGAAGUAAUUGAUCAGCAUUUCCAGGAUGUAUUAAAUCUGGCACCUGCUGAAGGUAACAGUCCUGUUAGUUUGUUAUCCGAUAGGUCUAACGAAGCAAAAUGUUUCCCUGUUCUGUAUCCAACCGGUGGUCCGACAUUUCAUGAUAAGAGGGAGGUAAAAAUAACAUUGUCGAGAUACUUGAAUGCAAGAAUCCUCAAUGCAGAUGGACGUUUUGCACGAAGCACAGACUUCAUUUUCUAUGCACAGUAUCUGUCGGAGAUUGAUCAAGUUGUAUCCAAUGUUUCAAUUGCUUUGCGCAAAGGAUCUGAGAGGAGUUUGUUGACUGAAGUGACAUCAGAUGUGCUAACAAACCCAGACUCGUUAUCUAAAAUCUUGAAUUUUGAUGAAGGAUACAAGUUUUUGAGACCAAUCCGUGGAACACCUCCAUAUUGGCAGUCUACUCAAAAGGACCUUUUUGCACUUGUAAGACAGCUAGGUAUUCCAACUUUCUUUGCAUCCUUUAGUUCUGCGGAUCUCAGAUGGCCAGAAAUUAUUAGUACCAUAAUCAAACAAGAACGGAAAAAUCUGAAAGCAGAUGAACUUGACUGGUCUGAAAAAUGUGGUUUGAUUAGACGAAACCCAGUGACUGCUGCAAGAAUGUUUGAUCAUAGAUGGCAUUGUUUUCUGAGAGAUGUAAUCAUGUCUUCAGCUCAACCGAUUGGGAAGAUAGUAGAUUACUUUUAUCGUGUAGAGUUUCAACAGCGUGGAUCUCCUCAUGUUCACUGUCUGUUUUGGGUUGAAAAUGCCCCAACGUUAAAUGAAGACAAUGAAGAAAACGAUGGUUUGGUUGCUAGUUUCAUUGAUCGGUACAUCACUUGUGAGACCCCAAGCGAGGAUGAAACUGAACUGUUUGAGAUUGUCAAUGGUGUUCAGAAGCACAGUGUCAGACAUUCAAAGACAUGUCGUAAGAAAAAGACAGUUUGCAGAUUUAAUUUUCCAAGACCCCCAUCAAGCCGUACCUUUAUUACAAGAGGUGGUAGUCGAGACGAUUUGAAAAGUGGUGAUGGAAAAGAUACUGCACGUACAGUUUUAGAAAAAGUGAAAAAGGCUUUAACAGCUUCUGAUAUGGAUUAUGACUCAACUGAUGCAUUUUUUGAAUCCAUUGGUAUUAACCAAGCUCUCUUUGAGAAAGUUUAUGCACAGUGUUCCAAAAAGAAAUCCGUUGUCCUGAAAAGAAGUCCGAAAGACGUCUGGGUGAACCAGUAUAAUCAACAUUUACUGCGUGCCUGGCAAGGCAACAUGGAUAUCCAGUACGUCACUGAUGCUUACUCUGUAGUGGUUUACAUUAUCAGUUACAUCACAAAAGCAGAACAAGAAAUGGGAUUGUUGCUGCAACGUGCGCAAAACGAAGCCAUGAAUGGAAACCUUGAAGCGAGAUCAUCACUGAAGAUGCUUGGUAGUGUAUAUCUUCACAACAGAGAAGUUUCUGCUCAAGAGGCUGUGUAUCGUCUGACUGGUAUGCACUUGAAGGAAUGUUCUCGUAAGGUCCAGUUUAUUCCGAUUGGAUUGAAUCCUGUAAAGAUGAGUUUGCCUCUUCGUGUCAUCAAAAACAAAGUUGAUCAGUCUGGUGAAGAAGCUAGCUUUUGGAUGACUAGUCUGGUUGACCGAUACAAGAAUAGGCCAAACACGGAAGAGUUUGAGAUCCAAUGUCUUGCAAGUUUUUGCUCUGAAAACAGGAUCUUGUCGAAAUCGGAGGUUUCCUCACAAAAAAAGUCUUCUGAAGACAAGGUGAUCAAGCUUAACAACGACUGUGGUUAUAUGAUGAAGAGAACUCGAACUGACCCUGCUGUUGUUCGAUAUCCGAGAUUUUCUCCCAAAAAAGAUCCAGAAAAGUACUUUCAUUCAUUGUUGCAACUUUUCUUGCCACAUUAUGAAGAUUGUCAGCUCAAGCCUGAGCGUUUUAGCACUUAUGAGGAAUUCUACAACAGUGGUGCUGUGAAAUGUGGGAGAAAUGUGACGCAAGUCAAAUGUAUUGUUGAUGCUAAUCGAGCACUCUUUGAAAAGGAAAGUGACAAAAUUGAUCGAGCUCAACAGCUUUUGGAGCAAGGUGUUGAUUUGGAAGAUGCUUGGGCUGCGUUAUGUCCUGAAACUGAAAAGGAACGUCACGAAUGCUUAGAACUAAGGAAGAGUAAUACAAUUCCUGAUGAAGAUGAUUCUGAGUGUUCUAUUCCAGAUCUUGUAACGAACCCUCGAACUCCAUACAGUAUUGAAACCAAUCAGGCUGGAAUGUCUAGAGAAGAAGCAUUAUGUUUACUGCGAUCAUUAAAUGCACAACAAUGUGCAAUCUUUUACAAAGUACGGAAAUGGUGUUUAGAGAAACUUCUUGGUGAAAACCCUGAACCAUUUCACUUGUUUGUCACUGGUGGAGCAGGCACAGGCAAGAGUCAUUUAAUCAAAGCGAUCUACUAUGAAUCCUCCAGACUUUUAUCUGAGCUGUCCGAAAACCCUGAUGAUAGAAGUGUGAUUUUAACUGCGUCAACCGGAGUGGCCAGUUUUCAAAUUGGUGCUUCUACAAUCCAUAAUACCUUUUCCAUAGGUGCCAAUGUCAAACUGCCAUAUCAGCCCCUAAGUGAUGACAAAAUCAAUUCACUGCGUGCAAAACUUGGAGGUUUGCAGAUUCUGAUCAUUGAUGAGGUGUCUAUGGUUGACCAUCACCUUUUGUCUUAUGUUCAUGGUAGAUUGAGACAAAUUAAGCAAACUGGUGACUACUCAAUUUUUGGAAGAGUCAGUUUGGUCUGUGUUGGUGAUUUUUAUCAGCUACCGCCAGUCAAGGGAAUUCCCCUGUACGUUGAUCCAAAAGGAGUGAAUCUUUGGGAUACCAACUUUGAAAUUGCUGAACUAACACAAGUUGUCAGGCAACAAGAUGCAUCUUUUGCUGAAAUGUUAAAUCGUCUGAGAGUUCAUAAAAAGAACGAAACUCUAAGCCCAAAUGACAUCAACAUGUUGAAGCAACGUGAAACUGGUGAAGAAUGCGAUGCUAUUCAUAUAUUCCCUACAAAUGCUCAGGUUGAUGAGUACAAUAUACAGAAACUUAAUGAGCGUUGCCCUGAGGCAAUCACUAUUCACGCUAGAGACUUUGCUAGAAAUCCAGAAACUGGAAGAAUGGAAAGGAAAGUUGGAUUUCAUGCAAAAGUUUUCAACUCUUGUUUGGACAAAUGUGUUUCCUUGGGUGUUGGUGCCAGAGUAAUGCUUAGGAAAAAUGUUGAUGUUUCUGAUGGACUUGUCAAUGGAGCCUGUGGCACAGUUGUCCACAUAAGCAGAAAACAAAGACGUGAUGAUGAUGAAGAUGAUGACUUCCCAUCAGCUAUUCAUGUUGAAUUUGAUGAUCCAAAUGUUGGUAAAGUUCAGAGAUCGAAGCUGCGACAGAAAUAUUCUCCAAAUUCGACUGUUAUUGAAGUGGAAGAAGAUCAAGUCUCAAAUGAUGGUGGUUUAAGACGUCAGUUUCCACUUAAAUUGGCAUGGGCAUGCACCGUUCAUAAAGUGCAAGGACUCACAGUAGAUAAAGCGGUUGUCUCACUUGACAAGGUAUUUUCUCCGGGACAAGCAUACGUUGCACUGAGUCGUGUGAGAACCCUCGAUGGACUAACAAUUAAUAACUUCAAAGACUCUGUCAUAUAUUGUAAUGAGAAAAUUGACUCCGCUAUGAAAAACAUGCCCCGACUUACUUUAGAAAAUUACAGUUCUGUAAAGACACCUGGCGUGUUUACAAUUGCUCUUCAUAAUGUACAAAGUCUUCGAGCUCAUGUUCAAGAUCUUCAAGUUCACAGACAGAUAAUGAAUGCAGAUUGCAUCGGUUUAACUGAAACGUGGCUAAAAGUUGAAGACCAAGUACAGAUUCCAGGAUUUGUUUUUAAGAGCAAUCCAAGAGCUAAAUGUUAUGACAACAGUACUCCACUUUUCACUGAUUUAAAACAACAAAGAGGAGGUGGAGUUGGACUAUUCUGUUGUGAAAGCAUUCAUGUUAAUGUCAGGGUUCCGGAACCUUGUAACUUGGAAUGUCUAUACUUUGCAGUUCCACAUCUAAGUUUGAAUGCUGCUUUGCUGUACAGACCUAAUUCAUAUCCACUUAAUCUGUUUCGACAAAAUAUGUUGCAUGUUAUUGAUGAGCUGGAGAAACAGUCAGGAAAGAAAGUGAUUAUGGGAGACUUCAAUGAGGACAUCUUGACAUCAUCUACAAUUGGUACACUAAUGGAACUACAUGGAUACAGUCAACAUGUGCAACACCCUACCACUGAAAAAGGUACACUGAUAGACCAUGUCUAUGUUAAAGAUGCAGAAAAUGUCUCUGUUGAAAUUGUGCAAACGUAUUACAGUUACCACCAAGCAGUCCUUAUUUCACUGAGGUAAAAAUUAAUGUGUGUGAUUAUGUAAUGAAAUCUGUAUAACCUGCAUUAUUUGUUUCUUGUCUGUGCUCUUACUUGUUCAAUGUUCG
Carassius gibelio (silver crucian carp) is the source of this 7792-nucleotide messenger RNA. RefSeq lists its product as uncharacterized. The record is from RefSeq and is a predicted model, not a curated record. Gene Ontology annotation, biological process: telomere maintenance; DNA repair. NCBI's taxonomy places the organism in Eukaryota, Metazoa, Chordata, Actinopteri, Cypriniformes, Cyprinidae. The transcript is spliced from 2 exons. The coding region runs from base 1306 to 7707 and encodes 2133 amino acids. Gene Ontology annotation, molecular function: DNA helicase activity.